UGAUUACGAUAUUCGAAAUUCUUGACGCAUCAUAUGAAAAUGACAACUGACGUUUGUCAUGUCAUUGCGAUAAGAAAAAGAAGAACAAGAAGAAAAGAACAUUUAUGCAUUCUCAACAGUGUUUGCAAAAAAAUCAGGCAAUAUAUACUGUUAUCGGUGGCUUCGGUUUACGUUGCACGUCGAACGCCCUAUUUAUUUUCAACCUUGCACCUUCUAACCAAGCCCGAAAAGAGUGUAUUAUGUGUAGCUUUUCGCAAAGGAACGAUCGAUCAUUGCUUACACAUAACAGCGGUUAUGAAUAGACAUUCUAUAUUGCAUCUGCAACUAUCUGCUGACAACAAGCACAUUUAGCAUCAGUACCGUGCAAGAGGACUCGAUACGAUACGUACAUCCGUGGUGAUGUAAAACAGUGGUGCGGAUUAAAGCAAUGGAUAAAAGCAAAUCACCUGUACGUCGUGCUAAACGUCAAUCUAAAGUGGUGGAAGAAAAUUUCUGGGACUGCAGCGUCUGUACUUAUCGCAACACUGCUGAAGCUUUCAAGUGUUUAAUGUGCGACGUGAGAAAAGUUUACUCCGUUCCAGGAACAUCCACGCGAAAGCCGCGACUAAAUUCUGCACUAGCGGCACAACAGGCAGCCACGCAAGCCUUUCCCGGUGCGUCCGGUGGGUCACAGGCCGGUUCGAACGUGAAAUCUCCCGGCGGCACAAAAACACCUCGGAGCAAAGGGAAGCGUUCAAAGCAUCCGGCGCGAUUAAAAAAUAUUGAUCGCUCCAGCGGACAGACUCGUGAAGUGACCGUUAAUUCGGUUACGGUGGUCAUUACCGAGUAUAAACCAAAGCCCUCCGUUAGUCGGCAUGAUUCGAGUGAAAGUUUUAGUGAGAGCAAUGAUUCUAGAAGUUAAGCGUACUUCCGUACUUGGCUGCUUUCUUAGGUAAUAUAUGCGGUUAGAAUGUUAAAGUCUACGCGUAAUGUAAAAAGGUACGUGAACAAUAUGAUUGGUUUGGUCUGAGUAAUGUAUCGCAAAUGAUAAGGAUACGUUCAAUACUUUUCAAUUCAUUUCUUGUGCAUAAUACAAUCGUUUUCUUAGCAAACUUUUUUUCCUAUCGUGAAGGUAUUUUGUUUUGCAUACAUACAGACUCUCGUUAGGUAUGCAACAGUUAUGGUUUAUGGUACAAAAUCAGCUCCUAUGCAUAGGAAAUACAAGAAAAAUGCUCUAUAGUACUGAACUAGCAGAAAUAGGAGUUCAGAACUGGUAUUUAUCAAUUACAAGUAAACUUAGCAAGGUAUCACAACAAACCAUGAUAACUUUCAACUGUGUUAACAAAAUUCAAUCCUUAAGUCUUCAUUAAACACUAACACAAUGGGCGGUUAUGUUGAAGAGGAAUCUUGAUGUGAGAAACGAAUCGUCGUGACGGUUGAUGCUCUUUUCAGGAAAUCAGGAAAACAUUGUUUAAGCUUAGGUUUGUAAUUUUUAUGCUUCAUAUUAUCGAAACAGGUAAAGAGGUAAAUAAAUUUUAACAUUACUGUAAAGGAAACACGCACUCAGUGUAUCUUUGCUUGUAAUGAACAAAAAAUAGUAUUUUAUAGUAUAGCAGAAAUCCGCAAAACUGCCAGCUUCCAACUACGUAACAAUUGAUUAUAACUUCAUCACGUACACGGAUGGUAGAAUGAUACUGUAAAUGAAUAAACUUAACAAUACGAUAAUCCUAUA
This is a messenger RNA of Anopheles funestus (African malaria mosquito), 1711 nucleotides long. RefSeq names its product YY1-associated factor 2 (gene RYBP). Bases 428 to 901 code for a protein of 157 amino acids. Gene Ontology annotation, molecular function: transcription coregulator activity; DNA binding. Gene Ontology annotation, cellular component: nucleus. The transcript has 2 exons. Gene Ontology annotation, biological process: positive regulation of DNA-templated transcription. The record is from RefSeq and is a predicted model, not a curated record. NCBI's taxonomy places the organism in Eukaryota, Metazoa, Arthropoda, Insecta, Diptera, Culicidae.